AUGCCCGCCUUCCUGGCCCGGCGCGAGAGGCACGCAGACGCCCUUCUCGUCUACGGGGUCUUGUCCUGCGUGUGGCUGGCCUCGCUCGCGGCCGCCGGGCGGCGCGGUCUGGACCACGUCGUCCUCGCCCACGUCGGGCUCGGCCUCCACGCCUUCCACCACGAGCCAGGGACGGGGGCCUUCGCGCCCACGACGACGUACACCUUCACGACCAGGGCGCUCGGCUCCUCCACGGCGCUCGUCUCCAGCGGGACGUCCGGGACGUCCACGCCCCCGUCGCCGUCCUGGAUUUACGCACCGCCGUCCAGCGACACCUCGGUCGCCUGCUCCACGGCGCGGCCCGCUGCCUUGCACGGGCCCAGCUCGGAGGCACGGAGCGCGGCGACGAGGGUGCCGACCAGGUCGUGCUGCGCUCCGCCGGGGGCAGAGGCGGGCGCGCCCGCUCGAAGCCCUCUGGCCAGCUCCAGCUCCAAAGGCGCGGCCUCCACCAGGGUCGCGAGACUCGCCGAAGGGGUGGGGGUGAGUGCCGAGCCCGUCUGCCGUCCUGCGGCGCAGCUCGAUCAGGCCGUGGGCCAGCUGCAGCAGCUCGGCGGCCUGCGGGUGCGCACCCGGGCGGCCGCAGGGAACCCAGGCGUGCGCACGCAGGGCCGCACGGAUGCGGGCUCCACGAUCGAGGGCGAAGACGGUUGCAUUGCACUCACGGUGGCCGAGGCGGACGGCUGCAGUGCGCCCACGAUGGCCGAAGAGGACCGCUGCAGUGCGCCCGCACUGGCCGAAGGAGGCCGGGGCCCCGCAGCGGCGGCCGACGCUGGGGCCAGGCCGCGAGGCCACUACUGGAAGUAUCCCGUCCUCCUGGUCUACGCAUCUGCUCUCGCCUUUCUGCUGUGGAAUUUGGCCUGGCCGAGCCAGAUGACGAGCGACGGCGACGAGGCUGUCAGUCUGGAGGUGCCGCUUAUCUUCCACGAUGGCAACAGGAGUGUGGUCGGUCCUGGGGACGAGGUGUGA
This is a messenger RNA of Prorocentrum cordatum, 1005 nucleotides long. NCBI's taxonomy places the organism in Eukaryota, Dinophyceae, Prorocentrales, Prorocentraceae. The record is from the annotation of a GenBank genome assembly.